AUGCAUUUGAAGCAACUGGACAUAAGGACAGAAAUAUCCAAUCUCUUCCCUUCUUCACACUGCUUUUUAUUUACGAACCUGCCUUUCUGCAAUUCCGUGGCGCCCAAGGCAGAAAAAAAACCAGCGGAGAAGAAGCCGGCCUCUGAGAAGCAAGCAGAGGAGAAAAAGGCCGAAAAAGCUCCUGCCGAGAAGAAGCCCAAGGCCGAGAAGCGGCUCCCGAAAGAGGGCGGUGGGGCGAGCGGAGACAAGAAGAAGAAGAAGCGUUCGAAGAAGAACGCAGAAACCUACAAGAUCUACAUCUUCAAGGUCUUGAAGCAGGUUCUUCCCGACAUUUGCAUCUCCAGCAAGGCCAUGGGCAUCAUGAACAGCUUCAUCAACGACAUCUUCGAGAAGCUGGCCCAGGAGUCUUCCAAGCUAGCCCGCUACAACAAAAAGCCCACCGUCACGUCGCGGGAGAUCCAGACGUCCGUUCGUCUCGUCUUGCCUGGGGAGCUUACCAAGCAUGCCGUGUCGGAGGGCACCAAGGCCGUUACGAAAUUCACCAGCUCUUGAAGAUGGGGUUUUGGGUUUUUCUUUUGGGUGUGUUGGCUUUUGAUGGCAGCAUUGUAAUUUCUUUGGUUUAAUGGGGUAGUUCUAUAGGGAGAACUGGGGUUACGCUUUUGUAUUCUGCCUGGAUGUGUUAAUACAGACCGUUCGUUUUGAAAUGGA
Messenger RNA from Magnolia sinica, 708 nucleotides. RefSeq names its product histone H2B-like. NCBI's taxonomy places the organism in Eukaryota, Viridiplantae, Streptophyta, Magnoliopsida, Magnoliales, Magnoliaceae. Gene Ontology annotation, molecular function: protein heterodimerization activity; structural constituent of chromatin; DNA binding. The transcript has a single exon. Bases 1 to 552 code for a protein of 183 amino acids. Gene Ontology annotation, cellular component: nucleosome. The record is from RefSeq and is a predicted model, not a curated record. Gene Ontology annotation, biological process: nucleosome assembly.